Centruroides sculpturatus (bark scorpion) is the source of this 586-nucleotide messenger RNA. Its product is annotated as ras-related protein Rab-34-like. The record is from RefSeq and is a predicted model, not a curated record. Lineage: Eukaryota; Metazoa; Arthropoda; Arachnida; Scorpiones; Buthidae. The transcript has 3 exons. Bases 130 to 366 code for a protein of 78 amino acids.
CUGACCAUUGCGGUAGUUUCAUUUGUCACUCGUUGUUGCCGCAAUGAAUGCGGUCGGUGUUUUAAUUUGUAAGUUUUGUUUGUUUGAAUUUUUUAUUAUUUUAUUAAACGUUAGUGAGAUGAGAAUUGAAUGAAGGAGACUGCCUGUAUGAAGAUAAUGAGGAAAACCGCUGCGGAAGAUCGUAUUAUUCAUCGUCUCCCUCAGGCACUCUUUCCGUCCGCUACACCUUACAAAAAUUUCGAUUUCGACGAUGAAGUGAAAGAUGCGUGUUUAUCUGAAAGAUCGGUCCGAUUGGGACUCAAGAUUUCAAAGGCAAUCUUUGUUGGAGACGUUGGAGUUGGAAAGACUUGCCUCGUCAACCAGUAAGUUAUUUAGAAUAUGUAUAUAGAAAUUUAAAUGUACAUAUAGAUUUUAAAUAUCUCGUGCUCGUCGUGGAAUCAAUGGGGUAAGGCAACACAACACGAGGGUAACGUGCCUCUUUGUUGUGAGAAACUGGCUUAUAUUUACGUGUUAGACAUAAGGAAAAAAACCCAAAAAAUUUUUGACCAGCAUGUUAGUCAGGUGUGAAUUCAUGACCAACUACUGC